AUGAAUAACAAUGGAGAAGUUCAUUCUGUCCCUGCUCCUACACUUCAUUAUCAUUGUGGUGAGUUCAGUAGUAUUCAACAUGAAAAUUUGGUAAUUAUUUCAGCCGGAGGAAAGAUGACCCACAUGCUAUAUUGUGCAUGUAGGAACUCCCAUUGAUGAUAUAUGAAAUCCACACUUGAGCAUUCAUAUUAAAAAUCAAAACCUUCACAUAAUUGUUUUUUAAAAUGUACCAGUGUAAUCAGUGUAACAGUAGAAAAAAGACCAUGUACAUUUAGAAUAGCAUUUGUAAAUCCUGCCAGUGCAAAGGGGUGUGUGUGUGUGUGCUGGGGAUGGAGUGAGAAUACGAAUUGUUAGCUGUAACUUUGCAAAGGUAUUCCUGAUUUGUAUGUAUUUUGAAAGUAGCCAACUUUCAAAUUAUGUGCAUAAUUAAAACAAGGAGGACUCAAGCAUGUCCUCUGAUUAAGGCAAAAAUAGCAAUUUCUGGUAGGUGAAUCAUCUAAGCCAAGACAACCAUAGUUGCCUUGUAGCAGCAACCCUCUCUAACCCAUAGCUGAAAUGGAGCUCCAUUUAGAUGCUGUUGUCUCCAUAGACGUGGUGGAAUGAUAUUGCAUGUUCAUCUAUUUAAAAUGGGAAGCAGGUCUAAUUAUUUGUACACGUGUUGCUUGCCUUGUGCCUUUGCUCUAGCUCCUUUGUUAAGCUAGAUUUCACAUGAAGCACAAAAAGGCACUAUUAAACAUUCAAUACAUAAAAUAAAGGUCUAUUGUCUGUAUUCUAUUUUUUUUAAUAGGGAAAAAUAGCUUUGGCUGGAUAAACUGCAGAUAUCUAAAUAAGGAAGUAUUUAAACUCUUGUCUCGGAACUUGUUUUGACAGAAGUAUAUUUUAUAUAACAGAGGAAGGAGUGACAAGGCAUAAACUAUAUUCUCCUCUCCCUUCCCCCCAUAGUUUGCAACAGAUGCAACUCAUCAACACACCUCUUUUUGCUCUGCUUUUGACAAGUAGAUGGGCAGAAAUGAUCUGUUUGGAGGACAAAUUUUGUUUAGGCACCUCCAGUUGCCUCUUUGUAAAUAUAUUUUGCUUAGGUGCCUCCUUGUAAAUAUUCUGGAAAAUCUGUUUUUGUUCACAUAAACAUUUUACAGCCAUCAACUUUCAGCAAAAAUUAUACAGCAAAUUGUAAUGGUAAACUGUAGAAAAUUAUGUGGGAAGUGAAAGACAGCCAUGUGCUUCAGUUUGCCUUCUCUUUGUAUUUACCAUGAGCUUUGACCAAGCAAAAGCUGCAGAACAGCAUUAAUCAUCUGCAGGUAUCAUAUGAAUGACACAGUAUAAACAAUUUACAAUUUGUUUGUACUUUCACAUAAGAUUAAGAGGAAACAUCAAGAAAUUUAUUUUGUAUAAAAGAACAAUGGAGGCAGAAACUACAACAGAUGUAGAGUAAACAGUUCAAAUUGUUUGCAGUACAAUCUGCAGCAUUUAACCAUGAUUAAGACUCUUGUGACAUUUUUAUGUAUAACAUCAUUCUCAGCAGGGCUGGCUUGUAAACGAUCACAUGCUCUGAGUGAGCUAGUAGUGGCAUCCUUCAGUUUGUGGAAUGCCUUUGGAAUCACUAGAGAAGGUUGAGCACAGGACAUCCUGCUCAUGAGCACACACAGAAUGUAUAUUUCGGAGGCAGGGGAUAUAAUAAAUAGAAACAUUUGUUACCAAUGGGAAGUGAGAUUGGAAUGUGCUUAUAGGCUUUUAAAAGAUUUCUGUGGCAAAGCUUAGGUAUGACAUUGUAAAUAUUUACUAGUAUUGUUGCUUCAUAUUAGUCUUAAUAAAAUUUGGGAAGUAAAAUACAUUUUUGGGGGGGGGGGAAGAAACUUCAAUUUCCUGGAAGCUGUGAAUCACAAACCUCUGUGGACAGAGUUUGGGGACAAAGACUGUUCUGAAACAUCUAUUCGAAAGUCACACCCGUUUCUAGGUUCCCAUUGUUAAAACCUCUACAGGCAGUUCUGUAAACCUUUCUUUCUUCCCAGCACACCUUCCAAGGACAAAUACUUGGAGGAUCUGACAGGUAGUCUUCACUGUCAGAUGAGUUGUAUUUCCUUAGUCUUUGUGGGGAGGACCAGUGGCGUAGCAUGGGGGGUGCAGGGGGGGCCGGCCGCACCGGGCGCAACAUCUGGGGGGGGCGCGCUUGCACUCGCAGCUCUCUGCCCCUACCUGGCUCACUCACUCUCUCUCACUGCAGUGCUGGCUGUGCGAAUCCGAUCCGAGCCGCUGGGUCGCCGCCCACUGUGGAGGGGGUGGGUGCCAGGCGUGCGGUGUGGAGAGAGAGAGCGAGGGACUAUCUGGGGGAGGGACAGUGCAGCGGCCGCCCAGCACAGCGCUGAGCGCGGGAGAGAACCACACCAGACCAGACCAGGCAGCAGCAAGAAGAAGCUGGCAGCGGCGGCAGGUUAGGGGUUAGGGGGCGCAAAUUACUUGCCUUGCCCCGGGUUAGGGGGCGCAAAUUACCUGCCUUGCCCCGGGUGCUGACAACCCACGCUACGCCGCUGGGGAGGACAAAUGAUUAACCCUUCAUUCCUUCUUUCUAUCUACAUAUUUUUUUUACCUGUGCUUGUGCAUACUCUUUUCUUUUUCUUUUUCUUCUUAAAUCCUGAAAAAUAAUUAUUCUAUUUUCUCCCUGUUCUACUUUCCACUUUUUUUUUUAUCUCUCCAACCUCAUACAGUACUUUUUCUAUUCUCCCCAAUCUUUGCUUGUGCUAUCAUUCAGCCUCAGAACUUGAGGACUGACUACAUCAUAAAAGGAAAAGAUAUUACAUCUGAAGCAAGCUUCUGUUUCUCCCUUGUAGAGAUUUCUGCCAAAAUUCUUCAGAUUCACAAGAGGACCAUCAAUAUGUUCAGAAAGUUUGAGACAAGAGAAAAAUUCACAUUGAAGGUCAUCCCUGAUAACUUGGAAUUGUGUACAUUUCAUAGCAAAAGGGAAAAAAAGGUCAGUACUAACCUAAAAAAAGUGCUGUGCAAAAUACUUUCUCAGUAUUAUAUCUCCAAAGAGAUACAGACACUAAGGAAGCUUGCAACUAGCAGCCAUUUCUAA
This is a messenger RNA of Podarcis lilfordi (Lilford's wall lizard), 3070 nucleotides long. The record is from the annotation of a GenBank genome assembly. Lineage: Eukaryota; Metazoa; Chordata; Lepidosauria; Squamata; Lacertidae.